Molecule: messenger RNA, 1911 nt
Organism: Entelurus aequoreus (snake pipefish)
Lineage: Eukaryota; Metazoa; Chordata; Actinopteri; Syngnathiformes; Syngnathidae
Gene: ccn1
Product: cellular communication network factor 1
Exons: 5
Coding region: 141-1259 (372 amino acids)
Biological process (GO): signal transduction
Cellular component (GO): extracellular region
Molecular function (GO): protein binding
Source: RefSeq, a predicted model, not a curated record
CUCAGCAGACUUUACCGAGAGCUUCACUAAGCCCAGCUUGGACCUCUAGAAGCCAACACAAAGCGAGAGGGAAUACUUCAAGACAGCCUUUCACUACUUUUCUACUUCUGGGACCUGGCUUGGCAAGAAAUUUAUCCAAGAUGAUGAUGAUUUUUGCCGUUGUUACCUUUUUGGGGAGCAUCAACUUGGUGUUGUCCUCUUGCCCGUCCAUGUGCGAGUGCCCCAUGGAGAUGCCCAAAUGCACGCCCGGUGUCAGUGUCGUCCUUGACGGCUGCGGCUGUUGCAAAGUCUGCGCCAGGCAGCUCAACGAGGACUGCAGCCUGACCGAGCCCUGCGACCACACCAAGGGGCUGGAGUGUAACUUCGGGGCAAGCUUUGCUGCUGCUACAACUCGUGGCAUCUGCCGAGCCAAGUCAGAGGGCAGACCUUGCGAGUACAACAGUAGGAUCUACCAGAACGCAGAGAGCUUCCAGCCCAACUGUAAACACCAGUGCACAUGCAUCGACGGGGCAGUGGGAUGUGUCCCGCUGUGUCCUCAGGAGCUCUCCUUGCCCAACCUGGGCUGCGCCAACCCAAGACUGGUCAAGGUAGCGGGCCAGUGCUGUGAAGAGUGGGUGUGCGACGACGGCAAGGAGACAGACAUCCUGGAGAAAAUCUUUGGCAAAGACAAAAUGACAGACGAGCUGGAAAAAGACCUGACCAACAGGAACGAGCUGAUCGCAAUUGUAAAGGGAGGACUGAAGUCGCUAGCUGCCUUCAGGCCGCAAGCUGAGAUCCACAUGUUUGACAGCCACAAGUGCAUCAUCCAAACCACGCCCUGGUCUCAGUGCUCCAAGAGCUGUGGAACAGGCAUCUCCACCAGAGUCACCAACAACAACAGCGAGUGCAAGCUGGUCAAGGAGACACGAAUCUGUGAAGUGCGACCAUGCACCCAGUCACUGUACUCCAAUCUUAAGAAAGGAAAGAAAUGCAGUAGAACCAAAAAGUCCAGCCAGCCAGUGAAGUUCACCUACGCCGGCUGCUCCAGCCUGAAGAAGUACAGACCCAAGUACUGCGGCACCUGCGUGGACGGUCGCUGCUGCGGUCCCCACGACACCAGAACCAUCAGUGUCAAGUUCCGCUGCGAGGACGGCGAGACCUUCAACAAGAACAUCAUGAUGAUCGAGUCCUGCAAGUGCACCUACAACUGUCCCCACGCCAACGAAGCCUCCUACCCCUUCUACCGCCUCUCCAACGAUAUCCACAAGUUCAGAGACUGAUUGGCGAAGACCCCCAGAGCAAGAGAGGUGGCGGUCCAGAGGAACGCAGGGGUGUAAAUAGGCCACCAAAACAACUACCAGCUCCUUGUUGUAACUAGAUUCCCAAGGAAUUGUGGGCUUACAUCAGGAGGACUUUAUGAAGUGCACUGUUUGCUGUGACUACAUCAGCACUCUUUACUAAGAAUUGCUUCAUAUUAAGGGAGCGUCUAAGCUGGCUUCGUUACGGAGCACAAUGUAAUUAAUAUUUGUACAUUUACGUUAGCGGCUGAUAUCAAUUCACUGUGUAUAUUUUGAUCCUCGACAUCAGACACGACCCCCGACUGUAGACGAUAUGCGCGUGCAUAUGUGUACUCAACAUCAAUUAGCGCACCAACCCACCUCACAGCUUGUUUAACAAGUGUGCGGUUGCAUGACUUCCUGACAUGGGCAUUAUCGUUCAUGUUUUGUGGCAGCUAGUGAACUCCCUUUCCUGAAAAAGACAAAGCAAAACAUGUCAAAGGAUGAAUGAAUGUUGUUUUUUUUAGUGUUGUUAAUAUUAUUAUUUAUCUAAGGAAAUGUAGCUACUUUAUUUGGAUAUUAAGAGUCAUACUGGAAUAAAUUGUAAAGUGAUUUAAUUUUAUAUGCUACAAAUAAAGUAUGUUUAUUUAUGAAA